UCCAUUAAACGAUAUUAUUAAAAGUUAAUUUGUUUUUGUUUCAAUUCACGAUCAAUAUUCGUUUAGGUCUUAGCUUCUUCAAAUGCAGAUGCAGAACGAAGACAACCGUUUGAAGGUCUUGUUCUAGACUGGAACAUUGCUCAUAUUUUUUCUAUACUUACCAUAGUUGGAAUGGUAAUCGGGAAUAUAUAUACUUGGGUGAUAGCUAACAACUAUAGACAGAAGCAGGCAAUGAAACAAGAGCUUGUUGAGGUCAAUAAAAACAAUUUUGAAAAUCAUGAGCAAGAAGAAAAUGCCAGUCACCACCCAGGUCGAGUUUUAAGUCCAAGAAUAGUUCGAAACCCUAGAGAUUUGGAACUAAUAGAAGAGGGACCUAGAUGGGAAGAGAGGGGGAGGGGGUUCGAACCAGGAGUAAACAGGGGGUUCGAACCAAGAGUAAACAGGGGGUUCGAACCAGGAGUAAACAAGGGGUUCGAACCAAGAGUAAACGAUGGGCUUGAACUCCCUCCUCUAAAUAGACUCGAUGAUCGAGAUCAGUAUUGGAAGUGAAAAAGGAAUUGAUAAUAAACUUUUUAAAUUGAUUUGAGAUUUAACUUUAAGAUAAACAUAAAAAGAAAAAAAAUGAAUGGCUUAAUUUUCAAAAAAAAAAAAAAUUUUUUACUUUGCCCAGCCCUACUACCUUUAUCUGUAUUAAAUUAAACUCAGUUAAGGAAUCAUUAAAUAGGCUGUAGUUUGUAAAACAGUAAAAUUGAACUAAAUCUAUAUUUGAUAUUGCAAUAUAUAAACCAUAAUAUGAAUAACAAGUUGGUGUCCCACAUCAUAUUGUAUUAAAUAAAAAAAAUCGUAUUUCAUGAAUGACGAUGCGCUUACAUACCGAGUGUCUCUGAAAAAAAACAUGAUUAAGUUUUUUCUAUUAAUGUAAAAAUAAAAUUAUAAGUUUG
This is a messenger RNA of Eurytemora carolleeae, 941 nucleotides long. RefSeq lists its product as uncharacterized. The transcript is spliced from 5 exons. Bases 172 to 549 code for a protein of 125 amino acids. NCBI's taxonomy places the organism in Eukaryota, Metazoa, Arthropoda, Copepoda, Calanoida, Temoridae. The record is from RefSeq and is a predicted model, not a curated record.